Saitoella complicata NRRL Y-17804 is the source of this 2406-nucleotide messenger RNA. RefSeq lists its product as uncharacterized. The transcript is spliced from 3 exons. Bases 1 to 2406 code for a protein of 801 amino acids. Gene Ontology annotation, biological process: mRNA processing; primary miRNA processing. NCBI's taxonomy places the organism in Eukaryota, Fungi, Ascomycota, Saitoellomycetes, Saitoellales, Saitoellaceae. Gene Ontology annotation, cellular component: nuclear body. The record is from RefSeq and is a predicted model, not a curated record.
AUGUCCCACCUUGCUCAACCUCACAACCUUGCUGUUGCUGGUGCUCCUCCUCCUCCUCCCCAGUCGUUCGACCCUUCGGAGGCAGCAGCUACUUUCUACGACCAGGAAAGGAAAAGGAGAAGUUCGCGUGAUGAAAAUGUUCUAGAGGGCACGAAACGCAGGCGUUCUCGAUCCCCCGGCUUUCAUCCUCGUGAUGACCGUUACUAUGGCCGGAGGCCUGCGGCUGGGCGCUACAAUAUGGCAAGAGAAAGCCUUGACGACCCGUACAACCUGGAGCACCUUGUCUCCUUCUCGUAUUAUUGCGACUGGUAUCGUGAGGUCAACCCGCAGCAUACCUUAGAUGUCGAGGCGCUGCGUGCAAAGUACGAGGUCUAUCGUGAUGACCUCCACGCCCGUCUUGCUCAGGAUUUCGUGAAGGAAAAGAUGAAGGAUCAGUGGUUUAAGGAAAAGUACGAUCCGACGAUUAGCAAGAAAACACAAGCCACGGUAUCCGAGUUCAGGAGACACAACUACAGGCAUUUCAUGGAACACUUGACUGCCGGUAUCUUUGACCAGUGGACGCUUGACGGAGGUCCCAAAAAGAAAGAGAACGGUGAACCGUUGUUACUGCAGGCACAGAAAACGCAGGUUAUCACAAUACGCGAAGCUGGUCAUGCCAAUGAACCCGGUGCCCUUGUCGAAGAAGUCGAGCUUGUUGCAGCUGGAGGUGUGGGCUGGGAAAACCGGGACGAAAAUGCCUACCGCAAGACGAUUCUGCUCAAGACUAUUUCUCCAACGGUAUCCCGUUUUCAACUCGAGGAAGUCGUCGGUAAGGUUCCCGGGUUUCGCUUCUUGUCGCUUUCGGACCCGAAUCCUGCCAAAAAGUUCCACCGCAUUGGUUGGAUCGUGCUUGAUGAAGAGGCAGAUGUUGACGCGGCACUGAAGCUUUUAGAGAAUGUGACGAUCCACGAUGAAGUGUUCGGAGAUUUCACCUGCCAUACCGGAAUCCAUGCAGCACCUCGGGACCCGAAAAAGAAGAUGCUUUAUGCUGUUUGCUCUACUAUUGAUUCCCUCCGAAAAGAUAUGGCUCUUGCAACUCUUGCUGUUGAAAAGUAUGAGGCUGUGCUGGGCGACGGGUUUCAUGCUAUACCAGCCAUCCAAGCAAAAGCUGAAGAGCUGAGAAUGAAGGAAGAUCCUGAUUAUGACGAAGAUGAAGAAGGUGCAAUUCACGAAGAGGAUGAAGAGGCUGAAUCCGGUGUGGACAUGGCUGUUCUGAAGAAAGCCUUGGAUAUCACUAUUGAAUACCUUCGCCGUGUGCAUUCCUUCUGUUAUUACUGCGUGAGUGACAACGACUCGGUUCACGAGCUUACUCGCAAAUGUCCGGCCGGUCACGUUCGUCGGCCCGCACCUCCGCCCGACUACGUCCCAGACAGUCGGGCCCUGAGUUGGCUGAAGAACUGGCAGGAUAAGAUUUCUCUUUUCCUCGAGCCUGAGAGUGCCGACCUCAAGAAACUUGGUGGCAAGCCAGUGGACAAGGCUCUUGAAACGGAGAUUGUUGCACACAUCAAACGCGAAGCGGAAGGCAGGUUCCGAUGUCGCGUCGACGACUGCACAAAGCUCUUCAGUGCUCCCGAGUUUGUCAGAAAACACAUCAGCAAACGUCAUCUGGAUUGGUCAGAGAGAGUGAAGCUGCAAGUCACGCUCCUCAAUAAUUAUGUGACCGAUCCGUGUCGCGUGGUUUCGCAGAAGGCUGAAGCUGUUCCGCCGCCGAACAACCCCCUUCCAUCGAUUUCUAACCCUGUCCUCAACAACAACCUUCCACAUUUGCCGGCACCGCCCUUGGGCCUACCCACGCCAUUUGGCACUGCACCGCCUAUGCCGUUUGUUGCUCCGCCGACCUGGAACCCUACUGCCUUUGCGCCAUUCCCUCCGGGCAGCUUCCCCGGAAUGCCAUCUCUUCCUCGGCCUAGUCCAUUCUAUGUCCAGGCGACGGCCUUCCCUACACCCGCUCCUGAAGUCCCCCCUCACUCCGUGCCAGCUGCCACUUCUAUGGUCGGGGCAACUCCGCGUCCUCCCCCGACGGCAAUGCUUCAGGCCGCGCUCGUUGAUCCUUACGUGGCUCUGGGCUACCCUCCACAAACCACAACUGGCAAGGCCAUUAUCGAAGCCGGAGGUGUUCCACCCGUUCAGCACCGGAUGCACCCUCGUAGCCCUUCCCCUAGGGGGCGAUACGAUGGAUAUGAUGGUUACCGCCGCCCAUUCCCUCGCUAUAGGAGUAGGAGUCCUCUGCCUCGCGAUCCUGGGUAUGAUAGGAGAUCUCCUCCGCCGGCGAAGGAUGAUCCCAGGUAUACGCGUGAUCCCAGGGCCAUCAGGAGUUAUCAUGAUCUUGAUGCACCUAGAGAUGCGACGCCUCCGUUGCCAUACUAG